Molecule: messenger RNA, 539 nt
Organism: Saccostrea cuccullata (small rock oyster)
Lineage: Eukaryota; Metazoa; Mollusca; Bivalvia; Ostreida; Ostreidae
Exons: 2
Coding region: 20-463 (147 amino acids)
Biological process (GO): detection of mechanical stimulus
Cellular component (GO): membrane
Molecular function (GO): calcium channel activity
Source: RefSeq, a predicted model, not a curated record
UGGAUCAGUGUUUCAUAAAAUGAAACCAUUCAGCGAUUCAAAAUUUCUGGAUAUGCGUAAAAGACAACAAGAAGCAGCAGCAGCAAAAAACAGUUUCCGAGACCUCAUGAUUUCCCUUAUAUUAGCUGGAAGUGUCGUGGCUAUAGGAUUCACUGAGUUUGAUGUCAAUGCUUAUUACCUUCAAAAUAAUAUCAGAAACUACCUUGUAAGCGAUGGAUAUGGCCAGUUUGGAUUUUCAGCGGUAAAUGACUCUGAUGGUUUUUAUAAAUGGAUGAACGAUACGUUCAUUCCUGCAUGUUACCCUUUGCAGACAUACAACGAAGUAAACCUGGAUAUUUUAGGAAAACAAAUGUUUGGCGAUUUGGCAAGCAUAAGAGUUGGUCCUGCUCGCGUAAGGCAGGUUCGAAUGCCGAAACGUAUGUGUAUUCCUAGUAUUUUUAUAAUACUAGUACUAUUAUCUUAGUACAAUUUGCAAACAAGGGAAGAUUUAAUAUUGACUAGGUCUUUUUUUCCCGCAAUUUCAAAUUCUUUUAAAUAAC